Rhodotorula graminis WP1 is the source of this 852-nucleotide messenger RNA. RefSeq lists its product as uncharacterized. The coding region runs from base 19 to 630 and encodes 203 amino acids. The record is from RefSeq and is a predicted model, not a curated record. Gene Ontology annotation, biological process: translation; negative regulation of translation. The transcript has 5 exons. Gene Ontology annotation, cellular component: ribosome; cytosolic large ribosomal subunit. NCBI's taxonomy places the organism in Eukaryota, Fungi, Basidiomycota, Microbotryomycetes, Sporidiobolales, Sporidiobolaceae. Gene Ontology annotation, molecular function: structural constituent of ribosome; mRNA binding.
CGUCACGCAGCUAUCGCCAUGUCGCUCCAGUCUGCCGCACCGGUCGUGAUCGAUGGCAAGGGCCACCUCCUCGGUCGCCUCGCCUCGAUCGUGGCGAAGCAGCUCCUCAACGGCCAGAAGGUCGUCGUCGUCCGCUGCGAGCUCAUCAACGCGUCGGGCUCGUUCUUCCGUGCCAAGCUCCGCUACCACGAGUUCCUGAACAAGCGCCACCUCGUCAACCCGAAGAAGUCCGGCCCGUUCCACCACCGUGCGCCGUCGCGCAUCUUCCACCGCACCGUCCGCGGCAUGGUCCCCCACAAGACCUCGCGCGGCGCCGCUGCCAUGGAGCGCCUCAAGGUCUACGAGGGUGUCCCCCCUCCCUUUGACCGCAAGCAGAAGGUUGUCGUCCCGUCGGCGCUCCGCGUCCUCCGCCUCAAGCCGGGCCGCAAGUUCUGCACCAUCAAGCGUCUCUCUCACGAGGUCGGCUGGUCGUACCGCGACGUCGUCGACCGCCUCGAGGAGAAGCGCAAGGUCAAGGCCGCCGCGUUCUACGAGCGCAAGGUCGCCGCGCAGAAGGCCAACACGGCCGCGCUCAAGGCCGCCGCCAACGCCGCCCCGAUCCAGGAGAAGCUCGCGGCCCUCGGCUACUAAGCGCAUCGCGUCGUUCGGGCAGUGACGGAGCGAGCGGGACCAACUUGAGGAGGGAACCGGAGGGCGUCCGUGACGGAGCGGGACGAGCGGGGGGUGGUUGCCUUCCCGUCGAGGGAGGGCCCCCUGCGCGUUUUGUUGUGUGUGCUGGAGGGCCUGGAAUGCCACCCGCGCCCUACCGACCGACUCGUCUGCGUCGUUCUGGCGGCCGUCGUUUCCCUCUUC